AUGAUGUUACUAAACCAGAGAUUCCAACCUUGGAAAAGCCGACAUAAUUAUCAGCAUACUGACCAAGCUGCAGCUCCGAGUGUCAUCUUAAGUGAUAGCGACAUCAGCGAUAUUAGCAAUCUCCAGGAGUGGCCUAUCAAGUAUAUCCUCCGCGAAACAGCCACAGAGUACCUUAUAGACUGGGAGGGUCCUUACGAUCCGACUUGGGAACCUAAAGAGAACGCAAGUGAGCUUGCGAUACAAGCUUGGAACAAGCGCAAGGCACGUAACUCACGAGCGCUUGAUUCGGAAGCCACACGUGUGCAGAGCUCGUGCUUGUCCUAUCCUCCAACGGGCUCUUCGUCCUCCGCCAGAACAAAGGGAGAUUCACAGGAUCCUUCUUUUGUUCCAUCUGAAUACAACCAGGGCGAGACCAGCUUGGACCCCUCCGUGUCAUCAUUUGUACAUCGAGAUAGUACCCUGGAAAUCCCAGAGAGUCCUCAAUUCCGACAUCUCGAGCUCUCAGGCUACCUUGCCGAGACUACCUCCCCUUUUCAAACUUCUACCGACUGUUCCCCGUUUCCAGCAUCUGGGUCCACCGGUUCUGACUGGCAGACGGGCUCUUCCGCACUUGAAUACGUCCCCGAAUCAUCGAUAGCAUCCAUAUUUCUGUUACGAGGUGAGCGACGCGGAGGCGCCAGGCCUGAGACGCUCCAGCCUGAUCGGCUCCAGUACCACGCAACUUCCGAUACAGGUGACGUUGGUCUUUCCGAGGCUCUCCUUAGGUCCUCAAAUCAGCGACAGUGUUCUGGAGACAUUUCCAACGUUCGAGACCCCGUGCAACCGGCAACACCUGUCAUCGAAUCAAGCUGCGAGGUCUACGAGAUAUCAGAGACACCAGACCAGCCACAGUUUUCGGGAUCUAGGGUUUCUGAUUGUGGAUCUAAUCUCAUCCAAGAUCUUCCUUCGCAGAUUUCAAUUAGCGUUCCUUCGCAACCUCUUGUUUCAUCCGGACUCGUCUUUGAAGGUACGACCAAAUACCACAGAUCAUCAUCCUAUCAUGCUCACAUUUUCAUAGCAUCAGGUCAAGCGCAUAGAUCUUACCACAGCUCGAUCCCGGAGACAGUCUUGGACAAAUUAUCACAGCAUUCAGAGAGUCAGACAGCGGAAGCUUCCACCCGACCAAUGCUUCCAUUAUCUAGUCUAAUGGAGCCGAACCCAUCCGGCGAUAUGGGCAACAAAGAAGCAAAGCCAUUGAAGCACUUUACCUCCAGCGCCCAGUCAGACCGAUAUGGCGAUCUUCCUGGCUCAGCUUUGAAGGAAAAGACCCGCAGCGACUGGGCCCAGCUUGGCUCUGAACCUCAACCAGGAACACCGCAAGCUGGAACUGCCAUUGAUACCCCCUCUUCGGUGGGCGAUAUUGAAGCCACCAUGUCUGCACCUAUUCCUGAGACCACCGUCCCUCUCAGUAUCAGAUUCGAUACAGGAUCCUUUUCCCAUUCACACACUGCAGUCCACCACGGUCACUCCGAGCCCUUGUUAACAGCGUCAGAAUUGGCGCACGGGGGUAAUAUCACCCAGUCUUCAAUGCAGACGAUUCAGCCAAGUGCAUUAACGGUCACUGGCAUGGAUGAGAUUACUCCAGGGUCGGUUCAGCUUGGCCUAUCCGAAUACGCAGUGACUCUCCCGAUGGAUUCUCGAGUCAAAGACGACUAUGAACGGGUUAUAACAGAUGCAGCUACCAACUUCCGUCAGUUCUUCGAGAGUUUCCAGUCAAAUUCCCAGCACUCUGCUUCGGAUAGAGAGGAGUUGUAUUCAGGCAUGCGUGGCGUUGUUUCACGACUGAACAAUAUCGCGAUGCACCCAGACUUGAACAUUUCGGAGCACCUCAAGGGGGUAGAACCAGAUUUUGCAAAGGAGGCAUCUUGGGCGGAAUACUCCAGUGCCAAAUUCUUAUUUCUGGGCCAUUUUAUGGAACUUGCUGGUAUGAAUGAGCUUCACGUGAUUAUUGCCGUCGGAGAUGAGAAGAAACAGAAGAUCCUCGAGCGUUAUCUACAGGGCAAGGGUUUCGCCUACACAAGACCCCGAGAGGAAAUGGGCAGUGCAGUUGAAGUAUCUCUGGCGAAGGGCCCACUCAGCUUUGGCAUUCACUCUAGUGAAAGCGCCCGGGAGCUUUUCAAGACACCAUCUGCUAUCUUUGCGUUGGACUCAUCUUUCAGUUCCAAAAGCCCUUCUAUGCAACACAUUCGCACCACCUAUUCCCGAAACGGUAAUUUGCUUCCUGUCAUCUGGUUCCUUGUUGCCAACACAAGUGAACACAUUGAGCGUUGCCUGCCCGAAAUGCCGGCUACCGAGCGGCUACACCUGCUUGUACAUUACAUUGCCCGUCUUCAUGAUGAGGUCGGUGAUCUGCAGGACAAUGCCCUUGGUGUGCAAGAGGAUGCUGAGGAAAUCCUUGGCUAUCUCCUGGAUAGCGCGUCUGGGUGGCCACUGCCUACCAUCGAGCCCCUGAACUUUGUCUCCUUGGAAGAACUUGAGGUAUCAAACGACUCGUCGUCUGACGAAGCGCCACCACAGCCACCCAAGCGAGCAUUAGAAGAAGGCUCUGAAAUUCAUUCAUCAAAGCGUCCUCGUGUCGGUACUCAGGAAGACAGUCAGUUGACCGAAUCAACUAAGCCUCCAAGUCAAACCCUUGAUCGCGAUCUGCAAUCGCUGGAGAAAAACCUCAUUCAAAUGAAAGCCACACAUUCCACUGAAAAGGACGAAUUACAGGCUGAGCUCAAUCAGGCCAAAACUCGUUGGCACGAAUUGGAGAAGACACUGGGAACCCUGCAGCAUCGCUACGAGACCAGGACCAAUGAAUUUCACAAAACCCGCCAAGAGCGCGAUCAUCUGACUGCAAGCAAAUCAACCAACGAGGAGCGUGUCGAGAAGCAAAGGGAUAUCAUUUCCAAAUUGAAAGAGGAGCGACUGGAGCUGAACAGUCAGCUCGACGAAUCUAGGAAAGCUCUCAAAGAUGGCGGAGGUACCACUGCUGAAAUGGAGAUGCUACGUGAUGAGAUUCGUCGCCUUAAGAGUGAGAACGAAAGUCUUGUACACAAAGCAGACUUUGAGAAACGUCAAUCUGAGUACACCAGAGAGCAGUACCAGACCGCGUCUACAGCUGCCGCACAGUCUGGCACCGAAAACCGUCUGUUGGUCGCCGAAAACGAGGCAUUGAAGCGCAGAGUGGAUGGCAAUAUGGUCAGACUCCACGAGAUUAACACUCAAAAUGCAUCCGCUCGCCAUACCGCCCGAAUUGAAGAGCUUGAAAUCACACUUGCUGCACGCGAUGAGUUCCUACGCAAAAAGGAGGAAGAACUCCGCGAAAUCCGCAAGAACAGACCAUCUACUCGCUCUACUAGCACCCAACCACGAAGCCCCAAAUGGGCCAACAGCCGCCCCACCAGCCCUGGCGUCGGCCACAAUGGCAACGGCAAUGGAAAUGGAGGCGUUUCUGGUCGAGGCAGUGGUCUUCGAUACAGCUCUGGAAUGCAAGUCUAA
This is a messenger RNA of Penicillium salamii, 3522 nucleotides long. Lineage: Eukaryota; Fungi; Ascomycota; Eurotiomycetes; Eurotiales; Aspergillaceae. The record is from the annotation of a GenBank genome assembly.